AUGCUAUACCUGACAGAUAGGAGCAAAGACGUAUUCGCCGUCACGAUCGUGAUGUUGUGCUUAUCCCUGGUUUCAGUCGGUCUUCGAUGCUUCGUCCGUUUGAGACUGAUCAAGGCCUUUGCAUGGGACGAUGGCGUGAUGGUAUUGGCAGUGGGACUGAACAUUGCCCUGUCUAUAUCUUCCUUGAUCGGGGUGGGAUACGGCAUUGGGAAGAAGAAUAAAGACAUAUCUCCUGCAGACAUUCCCAAAGCACUAUUGUGCUUCUGGCUGUGCGAGGUGAUAUAUAUAUUAACAUGCAUGGCAGGGAAGAUAUCAAUAGCCAUGACAAUACUGCGAGUCACGGUCGAAAGAUCGCACAGAAUCAUUCUGUUCCUAGCUAUUAUAGUCACCCUCGCCAUCGGACUUAUGACAUGGUUUAUUAUACUCCUGCAAUGUCUCCCCGUUUCUCAUUUCUGGAAUCCGGGGGGAGGUGGGAGCUGUCUAGAUGUUAACGUCAUUACCUCCACUGCAUAUGUAUACAGCGUCUUUACCGCAGCAUGUGAUUUUACCCUUGGCAUUCUACCGAUUGCGAUCGUUUGGAACCUGCGAAAGAGUCUGCAGACCAAGAUUGCUGUAGCGGCUCUCUUAGGCCUAGGCUGCUUGGCGAGCACUGCGGUCUUAAUUCGCAUUCCAUUCGUCCCUGAAUUCAAGAGCGCCGACUUAUUGUAUGGUGCUACUCAGAUAUUGCUGCUGUCUGUGAUUGAAACGGGCAUUGGCAUCACAGCAGCAAGCCUCACGACCCUGCGACCGUUGUUUCGCCCAUUCCGCGAUGAAAGUCCAAGCAAUUCUCAAACUAGUACGAACAUAAACAUAUGCAGAACACUUUGGCCGGGGCUCUUGUUUGGUCCUCGUAUUGACCGUAAAACCCCGGACGCCACUGCAAUAUCUGCCGAACAGCAGGAAAAUGACUGCAUAUCAGAUCGACGCGACUCGCCGAAUUGGACAAGUGCGAAUGAUGUAGAUAUGGGCAUAUUGUUUGAGAGAUGGUGGACUCCGAACGGUGUAUAG
Molecule: messenger RNA, 1047 nt
Organism: Aspergillus puulaauensis
Lineage: Eukaryota; Fungi; Ascomycota; Eurotiomycetes; Eurotiales; Aspergillaceae
Exons: 5
Coding region: 1-1047 (348 amino acids)
Source: RefSeq, a predicted model, not a curated record